GUAUAUGACAUUGAACAGUUGGCGCCGAAGACGAUUGCCAGACGGUAUCAUCUGCCGUCCAUUGCAGGAUGAAAUUAAUAUCGAUAGUAUUUUUUCUCGCAGUCAAGUGGAUCGGAGUUUGCUGUUACACUUCAGCGAAAAAUAAUCGGGAUUCAUCAGCGGUGUGCAAGGCUAGGGAAUGCAAAACACUAGGGUAUAUUGUAGCGUCGGGAAUGAACAAAUCGGUAAAUCCAUGCGAUGAUUUUUGGGAAUACACUUGCGGAAAUUGGAUCUCCAGGACGCCCAUUCCAGCUGGUGAAGCCACUUGGAAUCGAUUCGUGUUGCUUUUCAAGCAAGUGAAGGAUAAAACACGUGAGAUUUUGGAGAGCGCUGGGAAGCCCACGGAUUUUGAAAUGAUGGGUAAAGCGAGGCGAUGGUACCGCUCGUGUAUGGAUACAGGUCAGCGAGAAGCAGUCGGGAUCAAACAACUCCGGGAUAUUAUGGAGAAUAUCGGUGGUUGGCCGAUAACAAUGACGGAUCGUCAAUGGGCAGAAACUAAAGUCUCAUGGCAGAAUAUCGAUCUUUAUUACGGAGGAUUAACUGGUCGUCAUACCUUUUAUUCAAUUGAAAGUGGAAAGAAUUACGUUGAUCUACUGCGCUAUAAAAUUAUGGUGACAAAGGCGUCUCUGCCAUUAGCCCACAAAUUACCGAUAGAAAAAAAGAAGUUUGACGAGAAGGACCGAGGUGCGUACACCAAGCUCAUAAAAAAUGUCGCUCAGAGUUUUAUUGACGCGACAAGAUCUCCAAUAAGUGCUAAUAGAAUUUCACAUGAUGUAAACGAAAUAAUCAACUUCGAAGUUAAGUUGAGUAAGAUUCCAUUAGGGAGAUUAUUUCAAUAUCCCAGUAUAGAGUACGUUACGUCCCACUAUAAUUAUUAUUUCGGAGCGAGUGAAACGGCCAAGGUGAAUGUUACUGAUUAUAUUCAACAAAUCUACAAUUUUGGAAACCUCACGAUAGCCUCGAGUGAGAUAAUCAACGUGUACUACGACUACGUUAACGACUUGGGAACACUUUUGAAGGACACACCUAUGCGGACUAUUGUGAAUUAUGUGCAUUGGCAUUUUGUUAGUGAUUUCAUCGAUGCCACUGAUCGAAGGAUGAAUAAUUAUCUUCUGGAAUUCAAAAGGGAGACUUAUGGCAUCAGGGAAAAUCGACCUCUCUUUGUCUCCAGGUGGGAAGAAUGUGUUGGAGCAAUGCAUCUGCAUCACGCGGUGGCUCCAGAGUUCAUUAAAAAAUAUUUUACUAAUCGAGUUAAGGAUGCGGCAGUGAAGAUGAUUACGUCUCUGAAGACAACGAUGGAGCAUGAGAUUCUGGAAGCUAAUUGGAUAGAUGAUUACACGAAGAGAGUCAUCAUUAGGAAAUUGAAGGAUAUAAUUGCGUUAAUUGGGUAUCCAGAGUGGUACAGCGAUGGGGAAUUUAUGGCGACAGCUUAUUGGGACUUGUCGAUAACAUCGAAUUAUUUAGACAACAUAUUCAGCUGGUGGAGGUUCAUAGCUGGGAACAAAGCCAGACAGUUGAGAAGUAAAGACACACGAACCCUGUGGUACGGCGAUCCCGUAACUGUCAAUGCGUUCUAUCGGAUUUUUCUCAACAAUAUUAAUUUGCCAGCGGCAACGUUCCAACUGCCGUUUUUCUCGCCGGAUUUGCCCGACGUCGUUAAUUAUGCUAUACUCGGGUCCAUCGCCGGUCACGAAAUUUCCCAUGCCUUCGAUCCACUGGGUAUUCAGUAUGAUGAAAAUGGCAGGUUCAGAAGAUUGAGCUCGAAUUUUAUGGGAAAUUAUAUUGAAAAUGCCAUGUGUUUUGAUGAUCAAUAUCAAAAAUACGGUAAAAAUGAUAGAAUAGGUGUAACGACUCUUCACGAGAACAUAGCUGACAACCAAGGAGCUCGGGUAUCUUUCGAGGCGUACAAAUCGCUCCCUCAAAGACAACCCACCGAGCAAAAAUUACCUGGACUCGAGGAUUACUCAACCGAGCAAUCAUUUUUCAUUCUCUUCUCCAGUAUAUGGUGCAGCAAAGCUACCCCAGAAUUUAUAUCAAAAAAGGCGAUGGAUGAGGAAGAUCAUCACAGUGUCCACCGUUUACGGGUCAUCGGUACCCUAUCAAACAUGGAAGAUUUUGCGAAAGCCUUCAACUGUCCAAAGGGAUCACCCAUGAAUCCCCAGAGCAAAUGCAAUCUUUGGACGAGAAAAGCACGAGCGAAUCACGACUUAGCGAGACGAAUGUGGGGUAAUUCUGGUUGAUUGAGGCGAGUGAUAACACUGCACUGCGUUUUAUUUACAUUAUUUCUCCCUUUUAAAAUAAGCGUUUUUAAAAUAGGCCACUUAUUGUAAAUCACGUCACUGCCUCUUCCCAGUUGCCAAAACCAGAUGGAAGAAACCAUUUGAGAGCACACGAAUGUAACAAUCCCGAGGAAAAAUUACAUCUCUCAAUCACGAAUGAACUUAUCUGUAUUGAAUUGCCUGAGAUACGAAAACUCCAGGUUUCACCUGGUUGUACAUUACUCUCCAUCACGCGCAUUGAAUUUUCUCUUUUCUUUUGUACUUCUGUCUCAUCGAUACGCGUGCACUUUGGACAAUGAAACAGUAAAUCACUCUAUCCCGCUCUCAUUGCGCACCGAGAGGUACCCAAACCCCAGCAAAAAGUGUUAACUUUAAUUCCCCGAGAAUAAAAACACACGAUUGAAGAGAGCAAAUUGUGAAUGAACACGAAUCAGUAAUAGAAUCACUUCAUCGCUCCCAUAAAAUAAUAUUUUCACCAAAACUCGUCGAUAUUAAAUUAUAACAGAAAACUCCCAUGCAUUGAAUUUUGACUAGUCCCCUCCUAGAGCUCACUCUACUCCUGGUGGUAUAUAUCGUUGUCUCUGGAGGAUGGGAUAGAUAAUUUGAAGGCAAACCAAAGUGAACGAGAAACGUUGAAAUUCCGUUCGAAAGGCAAUUCCAUUUGGUACGAGUAGAAACGCUCCCUUGAUACGCAGAUGGGUAGUGAUCUCGAGAAUGGCUUGCCAGACCUGCUCGACUCAACGAUCAUGAGAGAAAUUUUUAGCCGAGUUAAAUGUCGAAGUGAAAAUUUUGUGUAUUUUCGAUUCUCUGUGAAAAUUUAUGAAGAAAACAGUGUGCUUUUUCGUGGAUAACACGAGAUAUUUAUAAAAAAUUCAACAAUC
Fopius arisanus is the source of this 3199-nucleotide messenger RNA. Its product is annotated as endothelin-converting enzyme 2. The coding region runs from base 69 to 2279 and encodes 736 amino acids. Gene Ontology annotation, molecular function: metalloendopeptidase activity. Gene Ontology annotation, biological process: protein processing. Lineage: Eukaryota; Metazoa; Arthropoda; Insecta; Hymenoptera; Braconidae. The record is from RefSeq and is a predicted model, not a curated record. The transcript is spliced from 18 exons. Gene Ontology annotation, cellular component: plasma membrane.